Gryllus bimaculatus (two-spotted cricket) is the source of this 2349-nucleotide messenger RNA. The record is from the annotation of a GenBank genome assembly. Lineage: Eukaryota; Metazoa; Arthropoda; Insecta; Orthoptera; Gryllidae.
AUGUGCGCCGGCGCAUGCGCAGGGGCGUUCCUGGAGCUGCGCGUGGAGCGCCGGCGCUUCUCGCUGGUGGAGCUGCAGAAGGCGGCGGAGAGCGGGCUGCAGGCGAGCGGUGCGGCGGCGCAGGGCGUGCAAGCCUACGCCCACGCGCUGCCCGACGGCCGCGUACAGCUAGUGCUGGUUGAGGGCGACCCCUACCGCGGCGCCAGCGUGGAGGCCGCCUACGGCCUGCGCGCCUCUUUCCUUGCAGAGGAGGCGCUGGGGGUGUUGGCGGCGUCUCUGACGGCGGCAGGCCCUCCCGUGAGCGAGCACCGCUGGGUGCGCGUUGCGGCGCCUGUGCUCGGCACCCUGGCCGUGGCCCUCGCCGCCUUCGCCGCCAUCUUCCUCGUUUUCUCCGGCUGGCGGUCGCUCAUUUGGUGCAGCGCGAACGACGAAGGCGCCUACGUGUUCGCUCGCUUUGAAAACGUGGAAGCGGACAGCGAAGCGGUCGAGGGUAGCGAGAAGUCAUCAAACAGGAUGCAGUACACCACUCUUCAGGAAGAGGAAACAACGUCUGACGUGGGCGAAACAUCUGGAUUUAAACGUUUCGACGACGAUUAAAUACAUUAAUCUAGGAAGGAAUGUUCUAUCUUCAACUGUACGAGGAAUAUUUGUAAUCGGUACCUCAGUAUCUAUAUAAUGUAAAGUAAUCAUAAGUAAACUCGUACAAAUGUAACGAUUGCCCAUUAAAAAGGGUAAAGGGUAAAUUACUGAUUUAAUUUUUUUUUUGAAGGAUAGACAUUUCUAAAAUGAAGCGGGGUUUCUCAGUACAUAUAAAAGAACGAUUAACUCAAACGUUUGUAUCACCAUUUCAUUGGCGUAUGAAAUAAAGAAGUAGUCUUCAUGUUGCGGUAAAAUUUUCUGGACAUUCUUUAACAAACUUCGACAAAUUUUCCGAGCCAACUAUUUUUAUUAUUUGUUUGCAAACAGGAAGUGCGAACACGAGUAUCACUGCUACCAAGUGCUAACAAGUGCUAUCACUGGGAAUAUUUACAUCCGUUAAUAGGUUUUAUUUCAUAAUUCAUGUACACGCUUUGAAGUAUACAUAAGCGGUAUUAAUCAAAGUGGCUUGGAUAGUGCUGCUAAGAGUUCUGGGCGUCGUGAGGACUUUCCAGAAGAAAAACCCUGUAAAUCAAGACAUAAAGAAGUGAUUUUAAAAAACCCUUUUACUCGUAUUUAAGUAGAAGAUAUAUUUUAUCCAAUUACGUUAUCUUUUUAUCCAUAUGAAAAUUAUAAAAUUUUGAAUUUUCUUCUUUCAUUUGGGGGAAACUGUCAUUCCUAUAACACUUUCAGCAAUACUGGUUAAUAUAGUUGUGGGGAGAGCAUCAAAAUAAAUUUCCCAUUAUAUUGCUAUUCAGCUAUUUGUUUUGUGUACAAAGGUCAUUGAAAUUAUCAAAGUUUUAUUUUAUCUUAUGUACCAACGACAUUUUUGGAAGAGGUAAUUUUAGAUACUAUUAAAAUUCCACAUCUUUCCAAUAUGUUCUAUUUGACAACGGUAUCUCAAAAAGGAAAUUAACUUGAGUACACUUUUUCUCUAAGACCAGGGUUUUACCAUUCCCACUGGAAAAAAAUCUCGCAUCCACACUACACGUUCUUCAAAUUCUUCACUUCUCUUCCCACUUCAAUAAGAACAUUCUUUUUAAAAAUCACUGUUAAUACACGAGCAUUUAGCGCGAAGCUAGUGUUAAGAGUUGGAAGCUGCUUCGUUGGUCAGAAUUGCUGUCACCUUCGCACACCUUGUCACUUCGCGUUUCUUGGGUCGGAGAUUGUAACUUCCAUUGUGAGUGUGGAGCACGGCUCAAUGGGCAUAUGGAGGCCGAAACAGAAAUGGCUUCACACUCACCGUUAACUUCCGCCCAAUCUUCACGGGAGCAGGAGACGAACAUGUCUCUCGCAUCCUUCAGAAGACUUAUUUAAAGAAUAACCCUGCGAAAAAAAACUGAGUAUAGAUGGCUAAGAAAGUCUGCUGAGAAAGGUUGGUACGUAUAUUACAGAAGAGGUCUGGUACUCCUUGCCUACCCUGAAAAGCCGCCACGUAAAGGCUACGUAAAGGUACUCAUUGAAAUGGUCAUCAGAGAGCUGCCAGAUAGUCACCAGAUAUUUUCUAGUUCGAUACUGCGAUUGAUGAAGUUUCGUCUAUUUCUUUCCUAACUGGACGUUCAUACAUUUUGCAUUCAAUGAUAGGUCACUAAAACAAUGGGCUAUAAUAAAAGCAAUAAUAAUUAUAAUAUUUUGUAUCUUCACUUCAUUCCAUAGGAAGUAAACAUAUUUUCGAUUGAUUACCUGUUCCUUGUGAAAGAAUCAAGAAUAAUA